AUGCGUUCUACUGCCGCUCUCAGGAUGAUCCAGCCUUCGGCUCGGAUGAUGUUCCGCCAGUCGCCCCGGAUGAUGCGACCGGUGCCAAAGGAAGACCAGGCCGGCCAUACCAUCUCCCAGCGGUUGCGCAAGCUCAAGCAGAUUCCCGCCGAGCUGAUCCCCCUUGCCGUUGUUGUUGGCUUUGCCAUCUUCGCUGCCGGAUACUCGACCAUCCGGAAAUUCUAUGUGGACAAGAACCUUCGAUUGUCCAGGCAGGGUCCUGCCAGCCGAGCGGAUCACUAA
Drechmeria coniospora is the source of this 282-nucleotide messenger RNA. RefSeq lists its product as uncharacterized. The record is from RefSeq and is a predicted model, not a curated record. The transcript has 4 exons. Lineage: Eukaryota; Fungi; Ascomycota; Sordariomycetes; Hypocreales; Ophiocordycipitaceae. Bases 1 to 282 code for a protein of 93 amino acids.